Molecule: messenger RNA, 1416 nt
Organism: Nicotiana tabacum (common tobacco)
Lineage: Eukaryota; Viridiplantae; Streptophyta; Magnoliopsida; Solanales; Solanaceae
Source: RefSeq, a predicted model, not a curated record
AUGAACCACAAGGACUCGAGCAUUGACCAAUUACUAGAGAAUAUCUAUAAAGAAUUAAAACUGAAGAGGUAUCUGAUAGUUUUGGACGAUAUAUGGAGUAUAGAAGCCUGGGACCUAGUUAGAAGAUUAUUUCCCGAUGAUGAAAAUGGAAGUCGAAUCAUGAUCACUACUAGGCUCUUAGAAGUUGCUGAUUAUGCUAGAAAUGACUGCCUUACUCAUCACAUACCUUUCCUUAAUCUUGAAGAUAGUUGGAAAUUACUAUGUAACAAAGUAUUUGUAAAGGAAGAUUGCCCUCCUCAACUGGAGGAAAUAGGGAAGAAAAUAGUAGAACAAUGUCGAGGAUUACCUCUCUCAGUUGUUGUCAUUGCUGGUGUUCUCUCUAAUAUCAAUAGGACAUGCUCAACCUCCGAGCAGUGUUUAGAGAUAUUGGCUUUGAGUUACAACUACUUGCCCUGUAACUUAAAAGCUUGCUUUCUUUACAUUGGUGUUUUCCUCGAAAAUACAGAAAUUCCUGCAGAUACGUUGAUCAAAAUUUGGUUUGCUGAAGGUUUUUUGAAGACAAUUAUUCAUAAAAAGACAGAAGAGGUGUCAGAAGAAUGUUCAGAAGAUCUAGUUGGCAGAAGUUUGAUUAUGGAGAUUUUUACAGGAAUCCCUAAAGUAAAGAAGUUAGUUGUUUGCUUACAACCAUGGCGUAGUGUAACGUUUAAUCUUAUUGACAGCCUCAUCCGUCUUGUUGAUCUCGAGAAGCUAAGAAUUCAUCUAGAUAUUUCGCCUUAUGAGAAUUUUUCAUUAAGGCUGCCAACGCUGUUAUUGGAUGCAUUCCAAGGGAGAAAUUGGAAUCUAAAUGAAGGGGGUUUCAAGAAACUGAAGUUGCUACAGAUUAACCGAAAAAACUUGGUGCUCUGGGAGGCGAGCAGUGAAAGUCUUCCUAGACUUGAGUUUCUAAUCUUGAAGUAUUGCUAUAAAUUGGAGGAUAUUCCUACAGAGAUUGGAGAUAUUCCCACAAUAAAACUGAUUGAGUUGCAUAAUUGUAGCCAAGCUGCUGCCACUUCUGCAGAGGAAAUGGGAGAAGAACAACAAAGCUUGGGAAAUGAAGUACUUGUGGUCCGUGCCUACAAUACUGAAGAUUUCCUUCGUAUGAUACAUACGAGCAAUAUUGGUGCAAGUGCAAAUACAUAUAUCCUGGCUCUCCCAAUUGCUGAACCAUUGGAGAUAGUAGUAAAAUCAUUGCCAAAUGAAGGCAGAAGAAAGCACAACUACAGAUACAUUGGAGAUGGACUUCAGAGUGCUCAAGCAGAGAUAAUUGUGAGGGCUAAACAGGUUGUUUAUGCGCUAUUGCAAUAUCAUGAUAGAGAAUUCGACAUUCCUACUGAUCGGAUGCUAGAUUUAGGUGAAGCUGGCAAAGCAGGCUCUUAA